Ailuropoda melanoleuca (giant panda) is the source of this 279-nucleotide messenger RNA. Its product is annotated as putative protein ZNF720. Gene Ontology annotation, biological process: regulation of DNA-templated transcription. The transcript has 3 exons. The record is from RefSeq and is a predicted model, not a curated record. Lineage: Eukaryota; Metazoa; Chordata; Mammalia; Carnivora; Ursidae. Bases 11 to 262 code for a protein of 83 amino acids.
UGUAGAAGAAAUGGCCAGUUCUCAGGGACUGGUGACAUUCGAGGACGUGGCCAUAGAAUUCUCCCAGGAGGAGUGGCGAUGCCUGAGCCACACGCAGCGGGAACUGUACAGGGAUGUGAUGCUGGAGAACUACGGACACCUCCUGUUCUUGGGUCUCAUUGUGUCAAAGCCUGAUUUAGUCUCCCUUUUGGAGCAGAGGAAGGAGCCAUGGGAUGUGAAGAGGAAGAAGACAGUAGUCUUUGAUCCAGGUAGGUGGGAAUGAAUGAAGCCGAUGACAGA